AUGGACCUCAGCGAUCGCCGCCCGCUUGGUAACACGCCCACUACUGCUACCAUCUCCCGCAGACACAACAAUCGCCUCGGUGCCGCUGUGAAUGCUGGUCAAGCGGGUGCUAUUAGAAGGGACGCGUACACUGUGCUUCUGUUCAAUGAGGCGGUGUCAGAAUGCUUGGUACACGACUUUGCAAGUAGCCCUGAUCAGCUGCUGGCUGCAGUUCUCCGGCAUUCGGCAGAUGGGGGUACUAAUUUUACUAGCGCUAUUCAACGUGCUCAAGCUCAAAUGGAACAGCAUUGGAGCAACGAGAGGACUCCCGUUGUGAUAUUCCUGUCUGAUGGUGAAAGUAGCAUAUCAGACGAAGUGAUGCAGAACUUGUGUCUUAGGUCUAUAGCGCUUGGAAAACCGCUUUCUUUCCACUCUGUGUCCUUUGGGCCCCGUAGCGCGGUCUUGCAGCGAAUGGCUCAUAUUGCUGUUGACGUCCAGAAUCGAGCGCCGCCGAAUGCCCAACAUCCGGUUCCUACGUCAACAUUCGCAGAAGCUCUCGAUAGCGUCCGUCUCGCUGAGACAUUUCUGGGAAUAGCCGAGUCGUUGAGGAAGCCAAGGGGUUCGUUGUUCCGUGGAUAG
Messenger RNA from Postia placenta MAD-698-R-SB12, 618 nucleotides. RefSeq lists its product as hypothetical. Lineage: Eukaryota; Fungi; Basidiomycota; Agaricomycetes; Polyporales; Adustoporiaceae. The transcript is spliced from 5 exons. The record is from RefSeq and is a predicted model, not a curated record. Bases 1 to 618 code for a protein of 205 amino acids.